Fusarium graminearum PH-1 is the source of this 1654-nucleotide messenger RNA. RefSeq lists its product as uncharacterized. Gene Ontology annotation, cellular component: nucleus. Lineage: Eukaryota; Fungi; Ascomycota; Sordariomycetes; Hypocreales; Nectriaceae. Gene Ontology annotation, biological process: DNA-templated transcription. Gene Ontology annotation, molecular function: zinc ion binding; DNA binding. The transcript is spliced from 7 exons. The record is from RefSeq and is a predicted model, not a curated record. Bases 1 to 1302 code for a protein of 433 amino acids.
AUGGGUCCACUACUGCGGAUACCGAGGUUCCUUCGUGUCAGGGAUGUAGACGAAGGAAGCUCCGUUGUUCGAGAGAUAAGCCAACAUGCAACCAUUGCCAAAGGCUGGGUACAACAAACCCGGAGUCAAGACUGGAGUCAUAGAAGGCCUAAGUCGCAGAGUCGCCUCAUACAAGAACUUCGUGGCUUAGUAUCCAGUGCUGGCGUCACACUACCACUGCAGACUAUCAAUAGCGCUUUGGCUCAGACUCAGCACGCGACGCCUGGAACAGCAUCUCUCUCAUCCCCGAACGAUGUCCAUCAGCAGCCUCGGAAGAGGAGACGAGUUGAUAGCUGUGGCAAUCCAAACAUAGAGUUGGCCAGUCAACUUGGCGAGCUUGGAAGCACGACAAGCCAAUUACCACCACCAGAGCUAUUAGAAGAAGUCAUCAACGCAUAUUUCAUCCUGGUUCAACCAUGGAUACCAAUACUACAUGAAACUCGUUUCAGAAGCCGGUUUUACAACCAUGAGCAAUUACCAUGUCUCACUGUGCUACUGCACGCCAUAGUGGUUGCUGCCAUCCGCUUCGUGGACCUCGGUAGCGACAAGAUAUCGGAGAAGGAGACUGAGAUAUGGACAUCCAAAUCCAGAAGUAUAGUUAUCUUGUCCGGCAUGGAUGGUAUGUCGGUUGAGAACUUACAAGCUCUAAGUAUAAUAGCAUUUACGGAUAUGGGCAACGGAGACAUAGCCCGGGCUUGGCCUAUUAUAGGUUCGCUCACGAGGACCGUCGAAUAUCUGCAGCUCAGUGUUGAGUUUGAUGAUCGACAACAGGGACCUCUCCUCAAACCUUUAACAUCCCUACCGCCAGCACAGAAUUGGGCACAGGAAGAAGAACGAAGACGAGUCUUUUGGAGUAUCUUCAACUUGGAUAGGCUCUGUUCUGUCAUGACUGGAAGACUUCCUGCCGAUGGAGGUCUUUGGCACAAGGUAGAAACAGUAUUAACGCCCUACUUCGGUAUUUGGGAUCGGUCUGCAGCAAAGAUGGGCAACUCGAUCGUCUUCCUUCCAGCUCAUUAUCCAAGCCCCGAACAAGUUACAGAAGCACCAACAGAAACGCCAUCAACAAAUACCACAGCAUCCAAGAGGAAUGAUACAGUCGAUAUGACCACUGUGGGCGCUUUUGCAUAUUGCAUCGAAGCAACCGAGUCUUUGAGUCGGGUUACUACAUACUUUCUUCAACAAAGGAUCAAUUUCAAAGAUCGCCAGGAAGUCGGCAACUGGCUUACCAGAUUCAAGGAGUUGGAUCUUCGCCUCGUUCAGUGAUUGGAAAAUGUUCUUACCUCAAAAGUGGAAAGACUCCAACAUUUCCAGACGACCGACCAUCAUUAACAUGGAUCCGAACCUUACCCUCGCUCACAUCACUCACAAUACCUCGAUGAUUUUGCUACACCAGCAGAUAGCAUAUCCAGCACCCCAGUGGACAAGUAUAGUCAGGAUGCCCAGUGCACAUAGUGCCGAAACAUGCCAAAUUGCGGCGGCAGAGACGGCGACAAUCACUCAAAAGUAUCUCAAGUAUACGGCAGAGAAUAGUCCAGUGAACAGCCAAUUUGCAUUCUGUGUCUUUGUUAGUGCUCGAGCACUGCUAGGUAGGUCUUUCAAGGUUACUUCCAUUAAC